This is a messenger RNA of Sorghum bicolor (sorghum), 1061 nucleotides long. RefSeq lists its product as uncharacterized. The coding region runs from base 1 to 690 and encodes 229 amino acids. The transcript has 2 exons. The record is from RefSeq and is a predicted model, not a curated record. NCBI's taxonomy places the organism in Eukaryota, Viridiplantae, Streptophyta, Magnoliopsida, Poales, Poaceae.
AUGUUGCUGCUCGCCAUCGCCUCCUCCACGCGCGCCGCGGCAGUGCGGCCGCUGUGCGCCUCGGCGGCCUCGUCAGGCGAGGCGGCGCCGGCGCCGACGCCUGCGCCUGCUUGUGCUGAGUCGAAACUUUUGGCGGCUCCUCCGGGAAGAGCGGUGGGGACUGCUGGGGCGUCGGCGCGGCGGGUGAAGGGGCCUGGGCGGGGGCGGAGGAGUAGAAGCCGGGGAAGCGGAAGGUGGAGCCGGCCCCGUCGGCGUGGGCCCGCUCGGAGGAGAGCGCGAAGGCGGCCCGGGUGGCACGCCCGCCUCCUCUUCCUCGUGCGCGAGGCCUCGCUCGCCGACGACUCGCGCGCCGCCGUCUCCGUCGAGAUCUACGCGGUCGCCGCGGGCACUUGGCACUUCGGCGGGGACUCGCUCGUCGGCUCGGUGCGCUUCCUCCUUGGCGACCACCGCCUCCUGUCCCGCCCCAUCGGCAGGUUACGGAACGUGCCCGUGACGGCGCGUGCGGCAUCGCUGGCCUCCUUGAGGUCCUGGAACUCUGCGUCCACCUUGUGCGUGCCGCGCACCUUCUCCAGCACGCGACACGCCUCCUCCAGGUGCCCGCGCAACACGAGGCUGUUGGGCAUCUUCGGCGGGAAGAGCGCGCCGACGAAGAUGGCCAUGGCGGGGCUCAUGGCGAGCUCGGGGUUUUGAGAGAGGAGAGAGUGCGAGUGGGGAACGGUGCCCUCGCUCCUUUUAUCUCCCGUGACUAGAAGGGCAAGAAGGACAUUGUGCUACCUGGGACCCACUUGUCAGACCUCUUAAACGGAAGAAAAUAGACGGAAUGGGGACGAAAUGGCACACGGGUAUAGUCGAAGAUGAAGUUGGGCAUAGCGGUGCGAAACAACUUUUUAGUGGCAUGGUGGUUUGGUAAUGGCAUAUAGGUAAAAAGCUCUCGUUUCCUAUACGAGUCAGGCCAGUAAAACUAAACCAGGCUAUCUCAAGCCUGCUCUUAGCAAGCCAAGACCCGCUUGUUUUGUUGCAUACGCUACUGAGCCUGGCUAGGAUGAAUUCGUGUUUGGUUU